AUGACUCGUAGUACGGUUUGUACCAUUCUCAUUUGAUGUGUCGGACAGUUACUUCCUGUUGGACAAUACUUUAAAGUUUUACUGACUGCGACUGAGAUAGGUAGUAUUAGUCAAUCCAAUAAAGAAUAUCAAGUAGUUUAUAAAGUACAAAGACUACAAAAGACUGAAGAAAGAAGUUUACAAGAAAAAAAAGAAAAAGAAUUAUACAGGAAAAGAAACAGCCUUUUUAACAGGUUAGACAGAAGCCACAUGUAAGAACAUAUUUAACCUGGAAACCACUGGUGAAAGUACGCAGAAUAAGAAGAAACAUGUCACAGACAGAUCUUCAGGAUCCCCGGAAGGGGGAUGUUAUUCUUCGGAAUUUGAUACGGCAAUUAUUGACUGAGGAUGAAAGCAUACGGUUUAAAAUAGCAUUACAUAAUUUCAAAAUAUCAAAAUCAGUUACAACAUUGUGCCAUCAAUUAAAACCUAUCAUAAACUCAACAGAAAAAAUCAUGCUGCUCUUGGAGUUGAGUACAAGACUUCCGCCAUCGCUUCAAGAAGAUUUUCAUAGAUUGUGUAGUUUACAGUAUCCACAUUAUGAUGCGUACUAUCAUAUAUAUCAUUCAGGGAAUGCCAUGCCAGAAUCAUCUAAAGUUAUUGCCAAAGAUUCAUCAGGACAAUUCAAAAUUGUGUCAUCUAGUAGUGAUCCAAAGUUAUACAUGGCCAACAAUAACUCAAAAAAUACUUCUGAUCAGAGUUCUUUACAUGGGACUAGUGUAACUAGCGGAAUUUACAGUGAACAUGAUGAUGCUGUGUCAUAUAAUAAAAUAGAUAUCAAAGACAAUGAUUCUGAUGUUUUUGUAUGGACUCCUCAGUAUGGACAGAUUGAUGCCAAUUCAUCUGCAUUUGUGUCAAAAGGUGCAAAAAGUGUCGAAAUCAAAAGAGUAUUUUUAGAACGUCAUAAUGGUAGUCUGGGUAUUGGAAUUCGCGGAGGGAAAGAAUAUGGGUCUGAAAUAUUUUUUAAUCAUGUUGAAGAAGGAGGGGCUGCAGAAAAACAGGGUAUUAGAGUUGGCGACAGAAUCCUAGAGGUUAAUGGUACAUCCUUCAAUCAGAUGACUCAUGCAGAGGCUGUCACUAUCAUGAGGAAUGCAUGGAAUGUCAUUAUGAUGGUUCAGGCUGUUUCUCAGAAUGGAGAGAUGCAGGAAGCUCUUCAUAUAAAGGAGUUAGAAAUGGUUCUCUUCCCCUCAUCAAAUGAUUUUAAAUUAGGGUGUGCCACAAAUAGGAAACAGAAAAGUAAAUUUUUGAAAGUGAAAGCAGUUGAUAGACAAUCACCAUCAGAAAAAGCUGGCUUGUGUGUUGGCGAUUUUAUUGUAAAGAUUGAUGGUAUAGAUGUGAGAACAUUAUCAGACAAGCAGAUUAUGUCACUAACAAAGACAAAACGUCUGACAAUGCUCAUUAAAAGACUUGUGACUGAUGAUGAAGCCACACCUCCAUCUAGUACAAGCAUCAAGAAUAACAAAAAUAGGAUGAGAAAUGAAUCCCACAGUUCAUCACAGAACCAUUUGUCUACUAAACAUGAGGAAGAUAAUGACGACCAGGACGGUCCUGAGGAUCACCACCAGGCUCACGAAAGGGUUAAAGCAAUAUAUUCAAGUCCUUUCUCACCUCAUACACCCUAUUCUAGUGAAAGAUCAUGGACAUCACAAAGAUUGGUUUUCAAAAGCGAUUGCAUAACACCGCCAGCACGGGGAAGACUGGAACAUCGUCCUCCAUAUCAGUAUGAAAUGAGAAGUCAUAGUGCUGGGCGGGAUUCUCAGCCCGUCCUUGUUCCUGGACAAGGAAUAAGAUACAUUCGUAGUCGGUCUCAAUCACCACAUAUACUUCGAAAAAGAAUGCCACGACCUCGUUAUUCAAAACAAGAUCUGGAAAUGAUUAGGGCUAUUCAACGUGGAAUGGAGAAACGCCAACGUGCUGUCAGACUUUCUUAUUAUAAUGCUGCAUCUGUGGAUAAUUUAGACUGGGAAAUAUAGCGAUUUGUUUAAACGUUUUUGAAUGAACGAAUUUCACACUUCUUGAAGGAUUGUUUUUAGUUUUUAUUUCUUAGAUUUGCAUUUUGCGUUUAAAAACACACAUUAUGGUGCAUAUCAUGUGUCAUCGAUCGAUUGGGACGAGUUUAACGUCUUUAAAUAUCAACUUAACGUAUAUGUAUUGUAAGAGUCAGAAAGUGUGGUUGGGGUCUGUGAUGAAGUAGCUUUUUAUUUUACAUAUAAAAUUUAUCUUAAUGAUUUGUUGUCCUUAAUCAUAUACGUGUGCAUUUAUAAUCGGUAAUUCCUACGAAUGGGUAUAGGACAGAUACAUUUGGUUGUGUAAUUGAGGUUGAAAACAACAAAGUUUAGGUAAUAAUUGUAUUAUAAUAUUAAAAUGGGAUUCAUUUUUAUGGGUAAAUGAUUUACAU
Messenger RNA from Mytilus trossulus (common blue mussel), 2437 nucleotides. Its product is annotated as tyrosine-protein phosphatase non-receptor type 13-like. Lineage: Eukaryota; Metazoa; Mollusca; Bivalvia; Mytilida; Mytilidae. Gene Ontology annotation, cellular component: plasma membrane. The coding region runs from base 309 to 2012 and encodes 567 amino acids. The transcript has 8 exons. Gene Ontology annotation, molecular function: protein binding. The record is from RefSeq and is a predicted model, not a curated record.